This is a messenger RNA of Chenopodium quinoa (quinoa), 2118 nucleotides long. RefSeq lists its product as uncharacterized. The transcript has 4 exons. The coding region runs from base 1 to 2118 and encodes 705 amino acids. The record is from RefSeq and is a predicted model, not a curated record. Lineage: Eukaryota; Viridiplantae; Streptophyta; Magnoliopsida; Caryophyllales; Amaranthaceae.
AUGGGAGAAGCCCCAAGGCUUACAUUGAAGGAGUUGGGCACUCCGGGUGCAUACAAGUAUGAGAGCGGGAUCGCUCCAUUAUUAAUCCCGGAUAGCGAUUUUGAAAUCAAGACGGCAAUGAUAAAUUUGAUUGAAAGAAGAAAAUAUAGUGGAGGAACAAAUGAAAGCCCCCUCAAUCAUCUAAAGGAGUUCGAGAAAUAUUGCAACACAAUUAAGGAAUUUCUUUCCCGUUUCUUCCCUCAAAAGAAAACGGCGGAGACUAGAGCUUUGAUUCAAAGUUUCAAGCAAAGGACUAGUGAAAGCCUCUAUGAAGCAUGGGAGAGGUACAAGGAUUAUCAAAGAGAGUGUCCUCGCCAUGUAAUUUCAACUUACCAAAUUAUUCAAAUCUUUUAUGGUGGUUUGAGUCCUCAAGGGAGGUCUAGUCUUGAUGCCGGAGCCGGAGGCCCAAUCAUGAACAAGACGGUGGAAGAGGUUGUGAAUGUGAUAGAUGAUGUAGUGAGGAACUACAUGGAUUGGCAAGAAAUUGAGAUAGAGACGACAAGAGAAAAUGGCUCGAUUGAUCAACUCAACGCUAUCAACAAUUUUUCCACACUACUUUCGAACUUAGGGAAGGAGGUGGUUUCCAUCAAGGCUAAGCUUGAGAAUGCUUCUUCACAAGCACAAAUUCUCCCCUCCCAAUUUUUAGGGAGCGAUACAUCUUCUUACUCUAACCCUCUUUUUGCUUCUUGUUGCAUGAUUAUAAAAUGUUUAGUUUGUGAUUUAUGUGGAAAGAAUGAUCAUGAUGCUUCUAAUUUCCCUAAUGUUCCUAUUUAUGGAUGUGACGAAUAUGAUGGAAAUGAGAAUGAGCAUGUGAAUUAUGUUGAUAAUAAUGAUUUUGGACCUAGAUUCAAUGUUCAAAAGAAUGUUGAGAAUAGGAAUUAUCACAACCAUGAGAGCUAUGAUAGUUAUAACCAAAAUAGUGGUUAUAGGAACCAAGUAACACAAGGGUUUUGUGGUAACCAUCACAACUAUGGUUAUAAUGAUCAAAGUCACGCCCAAGUAUACGGGGAUCAUAACAAGGUUAUGAUCCAAGGGCAAGGUGAUAAUUCCUAUGAUCAACUCUCUCAUUCUAUGAGUAGGUUAGAGAAUGUCAUGGUAGAUAAAGCCAACAAAUUGAAUGAUUACAUAUCGUCUAGUAACAAAAUGUUUCAUGACAUGUUAACUCAUGGAAAGAUGCUUGAGACCCAAAUCUUUCAACUAGCCAACACCUCGAAAGAGAAUGCUACCCUUUCUUCUUUACCUUCACAAGGAAUUGAUCUUAAGGAACCGAGUCCAAUUGAGAAUGAGGGAGAUGAGAGCCCUUUGGAUGAGGAAGUUGCUAAGGAACAUGUUGAGAAAGUGAAAGAGAAAGAAAAAGAAGUCUACAAACCCAAAUUUCCUUACCCCCAAAAGUUCAAUAGGCACAAAUUGGAUGAACAAUUUGGAAAAUUCAUCGAGAUGCUUAAGGAAAUUCAUCUUUCUAUUCCUUUCACCGAAGUCUUGGAACAAAUGCUUAACUAUUAUAAGUUUCUUAAGGAAAUUUUGAGCGGCAAGAGAGAUUGCAAUGUUGUUGAGCAGGUGGGUUUGGGGGAGUGUUGUAGUGCCUUUAUCCAUGAUGACUUGCUCCCUAAGAUGAAAGAACCGGGGAAUUUCUCCAUCCCUUGCAAUAUUAAUGGUAAAUUAUUCCAAAAUGCCCUUUGUGAUCUUGGUGCUAGUGUUAGCAUCAUGCUUUAUUCUGUCUUCAAGAGACUUAAGAUAGGUGAGCUCCUUCCAUCCAACAUGACCCUUCAAUUGUCUGAUAGUUCUAUUAAGUUUCCAAAAGGUAGAGUUGAGGAUGUCCCCCUCAAGAUAGGAGAUUUCACUAUCCCCGUUGAUUUCAUUGUGCUAGAGAUUGCGGAAGAUGACCAUAUUCCUAUCAUUUUAGGGAGACCCUUUUUAGCUACUUCGGGAGCUUUGAUAGAUGUUAAGGGAGGUCGUAUUACUUUGGGAGUUGGUAAUAAUGAGGAAAGUUUUGAGUUAAAACCGAUGCAUGAGUCUUUGUCCAUUGUGAAAGGAAUCAUGUGUGUUAAUUCCCCUCGCUCUAUUGAUAAUGUUUUGUGA